Rangifer tarandus platyrhynchus (Svalbard reindeer) is the source of this 4191-nucleotide messenger RNA. The record is from the annotation of a GenBank genome assembly. Lineage: Eukaryota; Metazoa; Chordata; Mammalia; Artiodactyla; Cervidae.
AUGUUAGAUGCAGCUCUUGCGACGCUCAACACACAUGGGAAGGAGAACGUCAACUCUCUGCUGCCGGUAUUCGAGGAGUUCCUAAAGAACGCGCCCAACGACGCCAGCUAUGACGCCGUGCGGCAGAGCGUGGUGGUCCUCAUGGGCUCUCUUGCCAAGCACCUGGACAAGAGCGACCCCAAAGUGAAGCCAAUUGUCGCCAAGCUCAUCGCUGCCCUCUCCACCCCCUCCCAGCAGGUCCAGGAGUCCGUGGCCAGCUGCUUGCCGCCCCUCGUCCCUGCCAUCAAGGAGGACGCGGGGGGUAUGAUCCAGAGGCUGAUGCAGCAGCUGCUGGAGUCAGACAAGUAUGCCGAGCGCAAAGGGGCUGCGUAUGGGCUGGCGGGCCUGGUGAAGGGCCUGGGCAUCCUGUCGCUGAAGCAGCAGGAGAUGAUGGCUGCGCUGACCGAUGCCAUCCAGGACAAGAAGAACUUCCGCCGCAGGGAGGGAGCCCUCUUUGCCUUCGAGAUGCUCUGCACCAUGCUGGGGAAGCUCUUCGAGCCAUAUGUGGUCCACGUGCUGCCCCAUCUGCUGCUGUGCUUUGGGGACGGGAACCAGUACGUGCGGGAGGCUGCAGAUGACUGUGCCAAGGCCGUGAUGAGCAACCUGAGUGCUCAUGGGGUGAAGCUGGUGCUCCCCUCCUUGCUGGCUGCCCUGGAGGAGGAAUCCUGGAGAACCAAAGCCGGGUCGGUGGAGUUGCUUGGGGCCAUGGCCUACUGUGCUCCCAAGCAGCUGUCGUCCUGCCUACCCAACAUCGUGCCUAAGCUCACAGAGGUGCUCACCGACUCCCACGUCAAAGUGCAGAAGGCCGGGCAGCAGGCGCUCAGGCAGAUCGGCUCUGUCAUCAGGAACCCAGAGAUCCUGGCCAUUGCCCCGGUCCUGCUGGACGCCCUGACAGACCCCUCCCGGAAGACCCAGAAGUGCUUGCAGACCUUGCUGGACACCAAGUUUGUCCACUUCAUCGAUGCCCCUUCCCUGGCCCUCAUCAUGCCCAUCGUCCAGAGAGCCUUCCAGGACCGUUCCACGGACACACGGAAGAUGGCCGCCCAGAUCAUUGGCAACAUGUACUCGCUGACAGACCAGAAGGACUUGGCUCCUUACCUGCCAAGCGUGACGCCUGGUCUGAAAGCCUCUCUCCUGGAUCCUGUGCCUGAGGUACGGACGGUGUCUGCAAAGGCGCUCGGGGCCAUGGUCAAGGGCAUGGGGGAAUCGUGCUUUGAGGACUUGCUGCCGUGGUUGAUGGAGACACUGACCUACGAGCAGAGCUCUGUGGAUCGCUCAGGCGCUGCGCAGGGGUUGGCUGAGGUUAUGGCCGGCUUGGGGGUGGAGAAGUUGGAGAAGCUGAUGCCAGAAAUUGUGGCUACAGCCAGCAAAGUCGACAUUGCCCCUCACGUCCGAGACGGCUACAUCAUGAUGUUCAACUACCUGCCCAUCACCUUUGGGGACAAAUUCACUCCUUAUGUGGGGCCCAUCAUCCCCUGUAUUCUCAAAGCUCUUGCUGAUGAGAACGAGUUUGUGCGUGAUACUGCCCUGCGUGCGGGCCAGCGGGUCAUCUCCAUGUAUGCCGAGACGGCCAUCGCCCUGCUGCUGCCCCAGCUGGAGCAAGGCCUCUUUGAUGACCUCUGGAGAAUAAGGUUCAGCUCUGUUCAGCUCCUUGGCGAUCUCCUGUUCCACAUCUCAGGAGUCACUGGGAAGAUGACCACAGAAACUGCUUCAGAGGAUGACAACUUCGGAACCGCUCAGUCCAACAAGGCGAUCAUCACUGCCCUGGGGGUAGAUCGGCGGAACCGGGUGUUGGCGGGGCUGUACAUGGGCCGCUCGGACACCCAGCUGGUGGUGCGGCAGGCCUCCCUGCACGUCUGGAAGAUUGUGGUCUCCAACACCCCCCGCACCUUGCGCGAGAUCCUGCCCACCCUCUUUGGGCUCCUGCUGGGUUUCCUGGCCAGCACGUGUGCGGAUAAGAGAACGAUCGCAGCCAGGACGCUGGGAGAUCUCGUUCGGAAGUUAGGGGAGAAAAUCCUGCCGGAGAUCAUCCCCAUCCUGGAGGAAGGCCUGAGAUCUCCCAAGAGCGACGAGAGGCAGGGUGUGUGCAUUGGGCUGAGCGAGAUCAUGAAGUCCACCAGCCGGGACGCGGUGCUGUAUUUCUCUGAGUCCCUUGUGCCCACGGCGAGGAAGGCCUUGUGUGACCCGCUGGAGGAGGUCAGAGAAGCGGCGGCCAAGACCUUCGAGCAGCUGCACUCCACCAUCGGCCACCAGGCCCUGGAGGACAUCCUCCCAUUUUUACUGAAGCAGCUGGAUGACGAGGAGGUGUCCGAGUUUGCCUUGGACGGUCUGAAGCAGGUGAUGGCCAUCAAGAGCCGUGUGGUGCUGCCCUACCUCGUGCCCAAGCUGACGACCCCGCCCGUCAACACCCGGGUCCUGGCUUUCCUUUCGUCUGUGGCGGGUGAUGCCCUGACGCGUCAUCUUGGCGUGAUCCUCCCGGCAGUCAUGUUGGCCCUGAAGGAGAAGCUGGGGACUCCAGACGAGCAGCUGGAGAUGGCCAACUGUCAGGCUGUGAUCCUGUCGGUGGAGGAUGACACCGGGCACCGGAUCAUCAUCGAGGACCUCUUGGAAGCCACCCGCAGCCCCGAGGUGGGCAUGAGGCAGGCCGCAGCCAUCAUCCUCAACAUCUACUGCUCGCGCUCCAAGGCGGACUAUACCAGCCACCUGCGGAGCCUGGUCUCAGGUCUGAUCCGCCUCUUCAACGACUCCAGCCCCGUGGUUCUGGAGGAGAGCUGGGAUGCCCUGAAUGCCAUCACCAAGAAACUGGAUGCGGGCAACCAGCUGGCCCUCAUUGAGGAACUGCACAAGGAAAUCCGGUUCAUAGGAAAUGAGAGCAAAGGCGAGCACGUGCCAGGCUUCUGCCUCCCGAAGAAGGGGGUAACGUCCAUCCUUCCAGUGCUGCGGGAGGGGGUCCUGACUGGCAGCCCGGAACAGAAAGAGGAAGCCGCCAAAGCGUUAGGCUUGGUGAUCCGUCUCACCUCGGCGGAUGCCCUGCGGCCCUCUGUGGUCAACAUCACCGGCCCUCUGAUUCGCAUCCUGGGGGACCGGUUCAGCUGGAACGUGAAGGCAGCUCUACUCGAGACGCUCAGCCUCUUGCUGGCCAAGGUCGGGAUCGCCUUGAAGCCCUUCCUGCCCCAGCUACAGACCACCUUCACCAAAGCCCUGCAGGACUCUAACCGCGGCGUGCGCCUAAAGGCCGCCGACGCACUGGGAAAGCUCAUUUCCAUCCACAUCAAGGUGGAUCCUCUCUUCACGGAGCUGCUGAACGGCAUCCGGGUCAUGGAGGACCCGGGCGUCAGGGACACCAUGCUGCAGGCCCUGAGGUUUGUGAUUCAGGGAGCGGGGGCCAAAGUGGAUGUGGUCAUCCGGAAAAACAUCGUCUCGCUCCUGCUGAGCAUGCUGGGACACGACGAGGACAACACGCGCAUCUCCUCGGCCGGGUGCCUGGGGGAGCUGUGCGCCUUUCUGACGGAAGAGGAGCUCAGCACCGUUCUUCAGCAGUACUUGCUGGCGGAUGUGUCUGGCAUUGACUGGAUGGUUCGGCACGGGCGGAGCCUGGCUCUCUCCGUGGCUGUGAGCGUGGCUCCCAGCAGACUCUGCGUGGGCAAGUAUGGCGGUGACGUCCAGGACAUGAUCCUCAGUAACGCCAUGGCGGACAGGAUCCCCAUCGCUGUGAGCGGGGUCCGGGGCAUGGGCUUCCUGAUGAAGCACCACAUCGAGACCGGAGGAGGACAGUUGCCGGCCAAACUCUCCAGCCUGUUCAUUAAGUGUCUGCAGAACCCAUCCAGUGACAUCAGGUUGGUGGCUGAGAAGAUGAUCUGGUGGGCAAACAAGGACCCGCUGCCUGCCUUGGACCCCCAGGCCAUCAAGCCCAUCCUGAAGGCCCUCCUGGACAACACCAAGGAUAAAAACACCGUCGUCAGGGCCUACAGCGACCAGGCAAUUGUCAACCUCCUCAAGAUGAGGCAGGGAGAGGAAGUGUUUCAGUCCCUCUGCAAGAUCCUGGAUGUGGCCAGCUUGGAAGUGUUGAAUGAAUGCAACCGGAGGUCUCUGAAGAAGCUGGCUGGCCAGGCCGACUCCACGGAGCAGGUGGACGACACCAUCCUGACCUGA